AUGACCGUCAAGGCAGUUCACCUUGAACUUGUGUCCAAUUUAUCAACAGAAGCCUUUCUGGCGGCUUUCAACCGAUUCGUUGCUCGAAGGGGACUGCCCGUGUCUGUGUACUCUGAUUGUGGUACGAAUUUUGUGGGUGCUUCCAAGAAGUUAUUUGAUCUAGCAAACAAUCCCAAAACCCAGGAGCAGCUCAGCUCCACCUUCACGUGUGAUUGGCAGUUUAACCCUUCGAGCGCUCCUCACUUUGGAGGAAUUUUGGAGGCUGCGGUCCGUUCGACUAAGCGUCUUUUAGUGCGUGUUGUGGGUAACCAGGUUUUAAUAUUGGAAGAAUUGUCCACCGAGUUAUGUAGGAAAGAAUCGGCUCUAAAAUCUAGGCCUCUUACUCCCUCCUCCAACGAUCCCAAUGAUUUAGAGUGA
This is a messenger RNA of Diuraphis noxia (Russian wheat aphid), 417 nucleotides long. RefSeq lists its product as uncharacterized. The record is from RefSeq and is a predicted model, not a curated record. Gene Ontology annotation, molecular function: nucleic acid binding. NCBI's taxonomy places the organism in Eukaryota, Metazoa, Arthropoda, Insecta, Hemiptera, Aphididae.